This is a messenger RNA of Gymnogyps californianus (California condor), 2494 nucleotides long. It is a transcript of the gene NUSAP1, whose product is annotated as nucleolar and spindle associated protein 1. The record is from RefSeq and is a predicted model, not a curated record. The transcript is spliced from 12 exons. NCBI's taxonomy places the organism in Eukaryota, Metazoa, Chordata, Aves, Accipitriformes, Cathartidae. Bases 1 to 1482 code for a protein of 493 amino acids. Gene Ontology annotation, biological process: mitotic chromosome condensation; establishment of mitotic spindle localization; mitotic cytokinesis. Gene Ontology annotation, molecular function: microtubule binding. Gene Ontology annotation, cellular component: microtubule; mitotic spindle; nucleolus.
AUGGCGCUCUCUUCGCUCCAGCAGCUGGAGUCGCUGAAAUACGUGGAGCUCCAGCGGAUCGCAAAGGCCGCCGGCCUGAAGGCCAACCUCCGGGCAGACAAAUUGUUGAAAGCACUGAAGCAACACUUUCAUGGAACAAAACAAGAAAAUGAAAAUAUGGACUCUGAAAAAAGUGCAUCUGCUUCCAUCGGAUCGGAUGAACUGAGCAAUCAGGAGGAAAUUAUGCCUGAUUCAGUGUGUUUUAUUACAAAAAGACGUGGUAAAGAAAAGAAAAUAACCAGAAAAAAGAGGAACUCCAACGAGGAAACUAAUACUGGUGAAGAAAAUACAGGGCUUUCUGAUGAGAAAGAGGAGCAUUCCGAAAUGAAAGAAAAUGAAGUACCUCAGGGUGAGCACGAAAAGGGACAGAAGGUAUUCCAAAAAGAGGAACAAGUAACUAAAAAGAGAGCUAUUGAGAAUCCAGGGAUGGGUACUGGUCAGAAAGAACAACCAAAGAAGACUUCUCCUAAAAGUAGUGGAGGUGAAUGUGAUGCUCAUCAUGCAGGAGGGAAGAUCCCUUUAUAUGUAGGCCGUGCAUCUAGGUCUGGGAAAACAGGAAUGAAAGCUACUACACCAAACUUUAAAAAGUUGCAUGAGGCUCACUUCAAGAAAAUGGAAUCUAUUGCUGACUACAUUGAGAGGAAAAAAAAAAUGAUUGAACACUGCAGCAGUUCUCUCAAUGAAGUCAAGGUGCUGGCCAAAAAAUCGAAUCACUUAAAAGCAUCAGAAAAAGGCACUCCACAUAACAAUUCUAAGAAACAAACCAGUGGCAAAACUUUUUUAUUCAGCCCAAAUCCAGAAAGAGGCAGAUUCUCCGCCACUUGCACUCCUAGUAACCUCCGGCACUCACCACACAGUUCUCUGAAUGCUGCCAAUCGGAGUAUUUUAUCUAGGAAAUCUUCAUUUAAUCCUUCUGUCCUUUCAACAACCAAAAUGAAUGUCAGAUUCUCAGAAGCCACAAAAGAUAAUGAGCAUAAACGCUCUCUUACCAAGACUCCAUCCAGAAUGUCUCCGUACUUGGAGGAGAUCUGCACACCUGAUAGCCAGAAGAGCUGCAAACUAAUAAGUCAGAAAAACAGCAAGGGAAAUGCAAGAAAUAAUGAUCUGACUGCAUCAAAGGGUAAAGUGGAUGUUAUCACCCCCUUCAAGUUUGCAGCUCACUCUGCAGAACCCACAAGCACAAAGAAGACGUUUGAUCUCAAAGCAAGUCUCUCAAGGCCGCUGCGGUAUCAGCCACACAAAGGACGACUAAAACCUUGGGGAGAAUUUAAAGAAAAUACUGUCCUAAAUAAGUCUGUUGGUAGCAACAUCUCUUCACGUAAGAAAGAUUACAAACAGCCGCAUCUCCAGACAAGGGAAGAAAGGCGUGAGAAACAUGAGCAAGAGAGAAAAAAGAAAAAGGCUCAGGCUCUCGGAAACCGUAGAGGGCUCUCUCUGGGUUAGGAGGAAUAAGAAAUAUCUAAGAAAUCACUGUAAAUACUGUUCAUGUCAUGUAAAUAUUUGUGCUGUCUGUGUAUGGUUCAGGUUGCUAUUAGCUAGUGGAAUCCAGAGAGCAUUGAGUGAGAACGUAUAAUGCAUCUGAGCUUAAUGUUUUAGUGAUCAGCUUCUCCGACGAGAUGAGAGUUCUCAACUUUUAGGAGCUUAGAACUAUCUCUAGUUGCUUAAUAAUGUUUUUCGUUUAAUGAACUCCUUUAACUAAAAGAUGUUAAAGGAGAAAAUGUAAGGGGAAAAAAGAUGCUCAAGAAGCCUCCUUGCAACUUAGGACAGACUUCCACCAGAAUGCAUUUGUUACCCACUAGAAUGCACACUUUGGAUAGUAAGCUUCAAAAUGUUCCACUGGUAAAUUACAGGAGUUGGAGAUGUCUGCUUGCCCUGUUCUCCAGAUCAGUCCUUAAAUUCUGUAACAACAGUUACAGCAAUUAUUCAGCAUUUCUAAUUGUAUGCCUGUGAAGUGGUAGGGAAUUUCCAAGAGAAGAAAAAAUACGCAAGCUCUCUGGAAAACUAAAAGCUUACAGCAUAACAUAAUUGUAAAGUACUGUAUUUUUAAAAAGUCACAACUGAAAAGUGGCUUUACAAAUUACCAACUGGAUGCUUUGAACAGUUAAGGUUGUUUUUGUUCCUUUCUAUGGUAAAUAGCAGAUGUUAACAAAAUUCUUCUGCUUUUCAUCUCUAUGAUGCUUAAAAGAGGUUACAGUAGUGUUGAGGCACAUUUAAUACCUUAGAUUUAAAAGCUGUUGUUACUUUUACUUCUAAAAAAAACACAUAAAAAAGCUGUCUGGAUUUAUUAUGGAUGGAACUGGAAAGGUAACUUAGCAGUUAAUCUCAGCUAGAAUUUUGAGCAUGUAAUUGUUUCAGUGAAUUUAGUGUCCUAUCAAAUAUGCUGAAAUGUCAAGAACAAGCAAUUUUUUUUUAUAAACUUAAUGGGGGGAAAUAAAUAUUUUGUAUAUAUCCUGUU